AAGAAAAAGAGAGCGAGAGAGAGAGAGUGAGAGAGAGGGGGCGGGGCCUGUUCUUCCCGUCAGCCAAUCAUUGGUGCAAAUGAGGAGGGGGGGAAUUAGAGGGAGAAUACAGGCACACGCGCAUCUCCCAGCAUCAUCAGCGCUUCUAUAUAAAGCGCAGCAUCCCGUUCACGCGCUGCCACUUGAUCAUCAUCCUCAUCAUCCUCAUUACCCGCAGGAUCACAAACACUCAAAUGCGGAGGGGCAUGAAGCGACUAUAACGGGACAACUGAUCACAGACACAACACACAGGAUCAUGACGAAAUCUUGCACGGAAGAGCCCUCGAUGAUCGAGUCUCCGACCGGCAGCGCCAACUGGACCGACAAGAAGCAGAAGCCCGGGCACGAGGCCAUGCGCAAAGAGGAUCUGGAGAACGACGAAGAGGAGGCUGUGCACAGGCUCGAGGACGCGCACGAGCUGGAGGAGGACGAAGAAGAGGAAGAGGAAGAUGAGGAGGAAGAGGAAGAGGGCGACGACGCGAGCAAGCCGAAGCGGCGUGGCCCGAAAAAGAAGAAGAUGACCAAGGCGCGCCUGCAGAGGUUCAAAAUGAGGCGCAUGAAAGCGAAUGCGCGCGAGCGCAACCGGAUGCACGGGCUGAACGACGCGCUCGAGAGCCUGCGCAAGGUGGUGCCGUGCUACUCGAAAACGCAGAAGCUGUCCAAGAUCGAGACUUUGCGUCUGGCCAAGAAUUACAUCUGGGCGCUGUCCGAGAUCCUACGGUCGGGCGAGAGUCCGGAUCUGGUGUCAUUCGUGCAGGCUUUGUGCAAAGGUCUUUCGCAGCCCACGACUAAUCUGGUGGCAGGGUGCUUGCAGCUCAAUCCGCGGACUUUCUUGCCCGAGCAGCAGAGCCAUGCGCACGGAGCGAGCGUCGCUUCAUACGCCAGCAUGCACCCGUACUGCUACCAGAGCCCCGGUCUGCCGAGCCCGCCGUAUGGCGCUGCGGACGGUGCGCCGCACCACACGUUUCACGCCAAGACGGCGGCGCACGCGUACGGGAGCACGCUGCUCUUACCACCGCCACCGCCUCCGCCUCCGCAGCCGCCGAGCGCCAUGCAGGCUGAGCCGUUUUACGAUGCCGCGCUGGCGGACUGCGCGCACAGCCCCGCCGCGUCCUUCGAUGGGCCGCUCAGCCCGCCACUGAGCGUCAACGGGAACUUUUCUUUCAAGCACGAGCCACCGACGGAGUUCGAAAAGAGCUAUCACGGGUUCGGCGGCGGCGUGCAGCCCUACCAUCACCACGCGCCGCCGGGACACCACCAUCACCAUCACCCUCACCACCACCACCACGCGGCUCUUUACGAUUUACCACCCAUGGAGAACGUCGUGCCCUACGAGGGUCACUCUCAUCACGAACGAGUCGUGCACAUGAACGCUCAACUCAACGCCAUAUUCCACGACUCGUGA
Messenger RNA from Ictalurus furcatus (blue catfish), 1444 nucleotides. It is a transcript of the gene neurod1, whose product is annotated as neuronal differentiation 1. Bases 80 to 1444 code for a protein of 454 amino acids. Lineage: Eukaryota; Metazoa; Chordata; Actinopteri; Siluriformes; Ictaluridae. The transcript has 2 exons. The record is from RefSeq and is a predicted model, not a curated record. Gene Ontology annotation, molecular function: protein dimerization activity.